Molecule: messenger RNA, 1791 nt
Organism: Exophiala dermatitidis NIH/UT8656
Lineage: Eukaryota; Fungi; Ascomycota; Eurotiomycetes; Chaetothyriales; Herpotrichiellaceae
Exons: 1
Coding region: 1-1791 (596 amino acids)
Source: RefSeq, a predicted model, not a curated record
AUGUCACCUCGGUUUCUAUUCGUCAACAAGGACGCCGGUAGCGCAUCCUUGACUCGCAGUAACGCCUCCGAGCAAUCGUCCAUUAAUUCCCAUGUUCAGCGCGGUCGGAAACACAACCGUUCCGGAUCCAACCGUGGCCGCUACAACCACCAAUUCAGGCAAAGCUUUAUCAGAGAGGAAUCCAACACUUCAACCGACUCGUCUAAGACAAGUUUGACUAGCACAGACGGCGACUCUUCCUACUCAGCCGCGAAUCAAGAGUCCAGCGAGGAGCGCGACGCCAUUGCAACAACCCUGCCUUCUCAUCCUCGUCAUACGAGGCGUGUUUCGCGUGCUCAUCCCCAAAAGCCACGCCUACCAAAGAACUCAGUUGCGGGCGUCGAUGUGUCCGAGAGGUACGAGCUGGCCAAACAGUCGGCCGCCAAAGGAUCAUCAGCUGUGCUCCUGAAUUUUGCCGAGAAUAGCAAGCAGAUUGCGGAUUCUCCGGCGGAUAUUACCCAGGUCAUCAGCGAUUCUCUGGACCCUUUUGGCCAGUCAGUGGUCAAGCUUGAUCCUCAUGUCGCCAAAUUGUGCUCAUAUUUCUGCGAAAAAUAUCAUCCUAGUGUAUGGGAUGCAGAGAGCAGGACGUCUCCCGGAGGCUCGUACACUUAUCAAAACUCUGCACCAGCCGUGAUCCGACGUGCAAUGCAAAAUGAGGUGGAGAUGAAUGCAAUUCUUGCCUGUAUGGCAGCCAGGAUCGAGAAUGUGGACCUGAUUCCGGGCCAAGGCACUGAUAAGUACAUGGGAAACGCCCUCACGGCCGUGCGGCGGCGCUUCAGCUCCGCCUCGAAGCAUCAGCUUCUUUUGAUUAUCUUCCACCUCUAUGCGGGUGAAGCCUAUCGGCAGAACUAUGCAGCAGCCAAGAUCCACAUGCGAGCAGCAAAGGCACUGUUCGCUUCAUGGGGUGGGCUUGGCCAGGUUCCCGAUCCCUGUGUGAAGGAACUCUUCAUCAUAGGUGAUGGCCACAUGUCUGCCGUUCUCCUGGAGCCAUGCGAUCUACCGUGCGAAUAUGACCCCGGACCUUACUGGACUGUCACCCCGCCGGCUCUUCAAUUAGCGGCUGAACCGAACCUCAGCAGUAUCGCACCGGCCUUGCAGGCGAAGAUAGCUGGUGGCUAUUUCCCAGAUGAGCUAGCAGAGAUUGUCAAGGAGACGGUCGAAUGCGUCUGGGUUUUGACGAACGCGGCCGCGGGUUCGGUAGAGGCCACCAAAAACGCAGCGAGAUGGGUCCAAUGGCGGCACGCCGCUAUAAGAUAUCGCCUGCUUGCCAUGAAAUUCUCGAACACUUGCCAUGAGGCCCUACGGGUUGCUCUGCUUAUGUGGAUCCUUACGACUAUGGUCGUGCUGGGUUUGCGAAGAUUGGGAUAUUUGAUUGCUCCCAAACUGCAAGCAAUCCUGCAGCGUCAGAGUAAUGCCCAGACUGAAUGGGUCGGAGUCACUGAUGUCAAAAUUUGGAUUCUCAGCGUUGGGGCCAUGUGUUCAGCUGUUGAUAGUGAAGUGGAAGACUGGUUUCUUGAAGAACUCUUCAAGACUGGCCUGGGGAAACUUGUGCGGAAAGCUCAGUCGACUCAUCCCGACCUGGAUAGCUUCGAGGUCUUGAAGACUUUUCAAGAGAAGUUCUUCUAUCAUGACCCUGUCCAACACCUCAGACUGAAAAGGCUCGCCUAUCUGGUCGACGGCCGCAUGCGGAACGCAGGAUUGGACAGCAACCCGGCUGAACCAAUCAACAGGUCAGUCCCGAUAUCUACAUGA